This is a messenger RNA of Seminavis robusta, 1815 nucleotides long. The record is from the annotation of a GenBank genome assembly. NCBI's taxonomy places the organism in Eukaryota, Bacillariophyta, Bacillariophyceae, Naviculales, Naviculaceae.
UACGACCAGUCACGGAUGAGGUCACAGGAGGCACUAGUCGGAAGCCCACAGCAAGAGCCAAAAGAGCAAUACUAGCUAGCUAGUAGAGCAAUCGUCAAAGAGGAAGCAUCCUUGUGGUAACGAAGCUUUGUGGUGCUUGAUGAGAUUGUUACCCUAUCUGCCCUGUAGUAUAAGAGAGUUAUACCCCAUUAGAAAGGUUUGGUAGCUUUGGACACAGCUCGUCAUCCCUCUGUUGUCGCCCUCGAGCACGAAGAACCCGACAAUCCGCUGCCCCAGAUCCCUUCAAGAAGAAGAUCCACAAGAUUUGCCCUUCUCUCUGUUGGAUUAUUACCCCAGUUUGAUUGGACAGAGCAAGCUCAAUUUUUUGAACUGCAUAGGGAUCUUCAGGAUAUCUCCUCCUCUUCCUCUAGAGUACCGAGGAUUGGUUGUCUAACGCCCUGAAAUAAAAGCACCACCACCAUGGCGGCCAAGAAACCAGUCAAGUUCUUUUGGACGCACUUGUCCAGCCGCAAAGAUGGCAAAGAGAAGGAUGGAGUCAUCAAGCUGAAAGUACCGUCACAAACACAUGUGUGGAGACACACAGACGAAGAUGGCUCAGUCAACAAUAGCCCCUAUUACUUCCGAAAGGUUGCCGGAGACUUUGAGGCCACCGUCAAGGUAACGGCCAAAAUGUCCACAUGGCUAGACCAAUGUGGGAUCCUUCUACAAGAAAAAAGAGGAAUCUACACCAAAGUUUCACUGGAAUAUCACGAGCCACCGGAUGGCGGUGAGAGUGGAUUGAGGACGUUUGCUUGCUGCUAUGUCCAUCCAGAAGAAUGGCAGUUUGAGCGAUCGCUGAGUCCAUAUCCGGGACAAUUUCAUCGUGGUGAUCCAAAAUAUAGUCACGCAAUGCUCGAUGGUGGUGCCAACAAAGUAUGGCUCAAAUUGAGCCGCUUGGAGGGAUAUAUUGAAGCCAACUACAGUCUGGAUGGAGAAGACUGGCAGGAGCUCAAGGCUGCAAAAUUCUCGGAUGCAGAAACACUAAGCAUCGGAGUCUUUGGAGCUUCUCCAGGAGGGGAUACCACGGGUUUUAAGUGCUCCUUUGAAAACUUUGAAGUGGUGGAGGAUGAGGAUGUUAGUGAAAGUGAAGAGGAAGAAUUACCGGAGGAGGAAUCCGUUGCCGAGGAGGAAGAAGCUGAAGAAGAAGUUGCCGAGGAGGAAGAGGAAGAAGUCGAAGAAGAAUUUGAGGACUACGAAGAAGAAGAAGGUGAAGUAGAAGGAGAAGAAGAGGAAGAGGAGUUUGAAGAUUACGAAGAAGACGAGGAAGAGCUGUCGCAAGGGGAGGUCUUCGAAGGCUCAAAACUGGGUGAACCUCCUAGCUUAGGGAUAGCAGGUAUGGACUCAGAGUCUAAUUUUGAAGCAUUCGAAGAUUUCGAAGAUGAGGAUUCGGAAUAAGACAGAGUGUACAGCACGACCAGGCACCAAAACUCAAAAUUUGGCCGCUGGUCAGUCUCUGCUAGCAAGCAACAAUAUCUGGAGAUCCCUGGUCGAUUCGGACGAUCGCAAAUCGAUCAGAGUGAUGGCACCUUGAUUGAAUAUGGAGUGUUUCUUCAUUUAGCCCGAUGUUGUGUGGCCUUGUUGCGGGUUAAAUUCGACAGACGAGAGAGGGCUGAUCAUUUGCUAGACAUAAUAGUGGCAUGUAAUAUGUACUGUAGAAUAGUUUGGUGGAUGCGGCUACCGGUUCGGGAAUCCAGGCCCAGGGAAACAGUUCGAUGCCGCUAACGUUUAGUACGAGUCGAAUUGUGAGGUCGUGGUGCUCUGGCUAGCUAUAUGCUA